CCAGCCAGAUGCAACAGAGCGCCGAGCAGGUUUAAAGCCGCGAGUCGCACGAGCCCGAAGGCCAACGGCGAUGAGCCAGCAGCGCGGUGCAGUAAAUUAUAUGUUGCCGGCAUCAAGGCCAGCAAUCCGAGCCAAAGACAGAGACGUCGAAAAGCCCUGGCACUAUCGGGACCAUCCAUGGUGAUGAUCUCUGCCAUCCCUUGGGCCAUCGCAAUGGUCAGGAACAAUAGGCAUACCGAGCGGGCAUAGAUAGGGAUGGCGCUUUGUAGUACUACGACCGGGAUGGCCGAGGUAUGUAUCAGAAGGAGUGUGCCGACAAACUCGAUCUUCUGCCGCGAUCUGGUGUCGUUCCCGUAGAUGAUGCAUAUCAAUCGAUAUACUAGUCUGCAUAAAGACCACAAGAUCGCCCCUCCACAGUAGAAAAUAACCCCUUGGUUACGACUGAUAGCAUCAGCCUGUGCCGGAUAUCGAAAGAUGAGGAAGGAGGUGAGGAAGAGCGCAAAGUAGGAGAGGCCGAAGAGAUGGAGACAAACGAGGAUCACGCCAUCUCGACGGAAGGAUAGACUGGACUCCAUGUUGGUACUGUAACUCGGAAUGCGAAGCCAAGGAAUGCUGGAUGUCCCCAGAGACCAGACGGAGACAAAGUAUUGCUUUUAAAUUGAAGCCAGAGACAGACCGGCACCGAAUUAUCGUGCAUCAAUAAUCUCACCAACGCGCCGGAGUUGCACGGCAGAAAAGCCCGGGCAGGGGCGCUUAUUGAUGGGCCAGAAGGAGGACAUGCUCGUGGUGCCCAGUCCCUCGCUAAAGGCAUGACCGAGCAUGUCAUUUAGAUAGGAUGUGCAAUUCGGCUUCGAGGCAGGAACGCUCACCUCAUUUAAGUGACGGUACAAGGCGAGCCAUGGAAACGAACCCUGUCGUGUCUACCGUAUAAAUUCCAGACACAACGGAUGUAUUCACCCACUGCGGUCGUCUUCACCGGUCAACAUGGCAGCCUGGCUGGACCUAGUCCACGACUCGGCCGGCUGGGCCUUGGUCGACACCGGUCGGAUGGAUCAGAUCGUGCAAGACAUGAGCCAUCCGGCUACGCAGUACCCUUCUCUCGUUUAUUUUCUAGGGAAUACCAAUCGCGUGCCGGCACUCCGCUCACUGUUUCCCCAGAACAACAUCACCCGUCGAGGGCCAGCUGGUCUGGUUCGGCUCCAUCUCAGUACCACCACCGCCAGCACCGAGCAUCCGAUAUGGUUCGCGGAGAGCGGGUUUCAGGACUCGACCGCAGGCCAUUUCAACAUCCGGCUGGCAUCAGCAGACCAUCAUAGACACUAUCCCCUGCCCCCAAUGACCGGUGGCUCGGCUAUGGACCUGAAGCAUCACGUAUGGCGACGGGUCCUGUUCCCUUGGAUGAGUGUGCUAUGUCUGUUUGUGGAUGGCUCGGCCGAGCUCCAAGCGGCCCACGAACUGUUGGAUCGAUCGCCCACCGAGAUACACGCUGGGCGUCAUUCCACAUCAUCCACCGGCAUGCGCGUCAUCAUGGUCCUGAUCGAUCCCAUCGCCGAAUAUCACACGGAUCCGUGGGAGGUUCUGUCGUCUUGCUUCCCCGAUCCUGACACCUCUGAUCCGUCAAUUUCUAUCCUGGAUCUUCGAGAUCGCCACGACCUAUCUCCUCGCGCCGCCUUUGAGCCGCUGCGGCGUACCCUGCUGGACCAGAUCCAGAUCAGCCGGGACCAGCGGAUGCAGCAGGGUUUACUCUUCUCUGCCCAGCAUUUGAAUCAUCUCUGGAAUCGGACCCUUUGUGGGGGCCAGCUAGUGGCUCCCGAGGCCCGCAUCGAUUGCCUUCAGAUCGCCCGGGAGAAUCUGCCUGUCGAUCCAUCGCUGGGUCACCGUCUUGCAGAAUUUCUCGCUUACGCGUCACGGGCUGGCUGCCCACCACAUGACAUCCACACCGUCAUAGCAUCCGCGCUGCUGAUAGAUGCUUACCCUCCUGGCAUGCACAGGUUCCGGACGGACGACGUCUACGACAGACUCUAUCGAGAGCACUGCCGGGCAGCGUGGGAAAUCCACCAAGACCCUCACCCGGAUCGGCAUUGUGAUGCGGUGCACAAGUAUUUGGCGCAGUUUGUGGAGCAACUGGGGCCGCGACACUCGUCGGUGGCCAUCCGGAGGGAAACACUCACCGCGGUUGGGACCCAGUGGCCGGGGAUCUGUCUGCCGACCAUCUGCUGUUUUUGCCUCUCCAGAUCGGUCGAGCACACGUUGCUGUGUCGGCAUGCGAUGUGUGACACCUGCCUGACAAUCCUCGGCAGUCCCAGCCGCAGCGCCGAGUACCAUGUGGAUCUCAGCCGAUGUCCCUGGUGCCAAGAGGCCUGCGAUCUCACCGUGCGUCAGCUUCCCCCGACGAAAGGUGCCGUAGUCGUGGCCCUCGAUGGGGGCGGAAUCCGCGGCCUGGUGACUCUGGGCUUGUUGCGGGCACUGGAAAGGCGAUUGGACGGCGCGAUGUCUAUUGCUGAGGUCGCCGACUACAUCAUCGGUACCAGCGUAGGCGCCUUCAUCACCGCUGAUCUCGUGUAUAACGGGACAUCCGUCGAAGAGGGAUAUCACAAGUUCCCAGCAUUUGCGCGAAAAGCCUUCCAGCCCUGCGGACCGGCCUCGAGACUCUGGCCGUGGCUGGCGGCCAUCGUAGGCAUCUUGAAAGACGGGUAUUAUGACACCACCAGUCUUGACCGCAUCCUCAACGAGCUGUUGCCUUCAAGACUGCGACUCUUCGACCUCCCGGCCUUCAUCCCGGCGGGGACUCGAGUCGGUGUGGUUGCGAGCCGAACGUCCGACGGCAAGCCCAUCCUCUUUCCGAAUUACCGCGGCGUAGGAUCCAGAUCGGAGAAGCUACCGUACGAGGUGGUGCAGGCGGACAGCGAGACACAAAAUCCCCGGUUACAGGACGUCGUUGGCGCUAGUGUUGCAGCCCCGUGCUUCUUCCGGCCCAGGGACCUCCCAGAUUGGGGCACCUUGCAGGAUGGUGGCGUCCGAGCCAACAACCCGAUGGGCAUCGCUCAGGAGGAGUGCCGGGUGAUCUGGCCCUCGCGGCGCACCCAUGAUCUGCUCAUCAGCGUCGGAACCGGGUACACACCCGGGACGGGGGGUACGGGCGAUCCACCUGGUCGACAGUUUCCCGCUGGCUGGGGGCCCGUGCGGCUCUGGCGCGCGUAUAAUUCGUCGCCGUGCAUGGAUGGCAUGGAGGCCUACGGGGAGGGGCGGGUGCACGUUCCAUCCUCCCUGCGAUCGAACACCAUCCGCCUCGACCUUGCUUUGGACGGGGAUCUCCCGCGGCUGGAUGACGUGGGCAAGCUGGAGGAGAUGGCGGCUCUUCCGUUCACCGUACCCGAUGAGCUCGUGCGAGCGGUGUUGGCCACAUGCUUUUUCUUCGAGCUGGAUGCUCCCCCAUCGCGAGCUGACGGCCAGUAUCGCCUGCAUGGGUCGAUUCUGUGUGCGCGGACGCGGUCCCGACGGGUCGUGGACCGGGUGCUGGUUGAAUUUCCCGGGGCUCGCUUCUGCAGUGGCCGGGGUCACUCUCUGGGUCGAGUGGAUGACGACGAUGGGUGUUUUCUCUGCGGCUAUUACCGCAAACAGGUGACGCUAUCCGUGCCAAGCCUGGACGAAGAGAUCACGAUUGCGCUCGCCAGCCUGGCACAGCAGCGUCCCAUUGGCGGUUUUCCGAAGACCAUACGACAGUUACUGCACGAUCAACAGGCGGAGGCCGUGUUUGGGCGACCGGACCACCAGGAUGACCGCUGGCCGCCGCGGCGGUCCUGCUACUGCGUGAAGAUGACCAAACGGCGGGUGCAUUUUGUGGAACCGGCGCCGCAGCGCAAGAAGCGACGGCUAUGA
This is a messenger RNA of Aspergillus calidoustus, 3879 nucleotides long. Lineage: Eukaryota; Fungi; Ascomycota; Eurotiomycetes; Eurotiales; Aspergillaceae. The record is from the annotation of a GenBank genome assembly.